UGCAGGUACUCUCCGUUUCCCGGCGUGCCUUUCUUCCGUGUCAGUAAAAAAGUCCAUUGGAAACUCAUAAUUUUGCCUCAAUUUUCUCUCGUAUUCUAGCGAAUUUCGAGAUCAAUUGGGCACAAUGAGUUCGGUCGGACUUCCUAGAAGAAUCAUUAAGGAAACACAACGAUUGGUGGCUGAGCCAGUUGCUGGGAUUCAAGCUGUUCCUGAUGAAAGCAAUGCUAGAUAUUUCCAUGUCACAGUGAAUGGCCCAAAAGAUAGUCCUUACGAGGGAGGAACAUUUAAGCUGGAGCUAUUUCUCCCAGAAGAGUAUCCCAUGGCUGCACCAAAAGUGCGAUUUAUGACUAAGAUUUACCAUCCUAACAUUGACAAGUUGGGACGAAUCUGUUUGGAUAUUUUGAAAGAUAAAUGGAGUCCUGCACUUCAGAUUCGCACUGUACUGUUGUCUAUUCAAGCAUUACUUAGUGCUCCUAACCCUGAUGACCCACUUGCCAACGAUGUGGCCGAGCAAUGGAAAGUAAAUGAAGUACAAGCAAUAGAAACAGCUAAAGCAUGGACCAGGUUAUACGCCAAUGCUAGCUAGUUGUAUAAUACUCUUCUACUUGAGUCUCUCACAGGUGCAGACUAUCUCAAAAGACUUCUUUAAAUAGCUUUUUGGCAAGUUGCCAGUGCUUGGUGGGAAACAGAUUUUGUUUCUUUUUUUACAGACUUGAAAAAAAAGAAACAAACUCAACCACCAUCACUAUACUGAAUUGCUUGAGUCUCUUUUGAUAGGUAUUGUAUUCAAAGAUAGUCUUUUUGUUCAUGUUGAAGCACUGGUAAUAGUAUAGUGACAGAUACAGUUUGGAAUCUUUCCUAUUCCCUACAACCACUUACGAAAAAACUGCUGCAAUGGCAUUUGAUGUGGCUGGCAAAAUAGUGUCUGGUCUGCCUGUUAGCUAAAGGUUCGUUCCCAUGUGUAUCAUCACCUUGAUUACAUGAAAGAGUGUCCAAGCUGUCAGCUUGAUUAUAGUUACAUGUAAUUUUGGUAAUGAGGAGAAGAGCCUUGUCUACUGUUGUUAAAGCAAGUCCAAGUUUCUAAGUAUUAUGGCUAGAAAGUUACAAGUUCAUCUUUUCAAGUCAAGUUUUUAUUUCUAAAAUAUUUUGGAUCUGAGCAUGGUUCUCUACCUCAUUACACAACAACAAACAUAUAGUGUUGUUUUGGUACUGUGGUGCUUAUUUUGUACUGUCAUUGUACAAAACAAAUAAAAUAUCAAGAAAUCUC
Molecule: messenger RNA, 1267 nt
Organism: Nematostella vectensis (starlet sea anemone)
Lineage: Eukaryota; Metazoa; Cnidaria; Anthozoa; Actiniaria; Edwardsiidae
Product: ubiquitin-conjugating enzyme E2 N
Exons: 5
Coding region: 125-586 (153 amino acids)
Biological process (GO): protein K63-linked ubiquitination; DNA damage tolerance
Cellular component (GO): nucleus
Molecular function (GO): ubiquitin conjugating enzyme activity
Source: RefSeq, a predicted model, not a curated record